Ctenocephalides felis (cat flea) is the source of this 561-nucleotide messenger RNA. RefSeq names its product ATP-dependent DNA helicase pif1-like. NCBI's taxonomy places the organism in Eukaryota, Metazoa, Arthropoda, Insecta, Siphonaptera, Pulicidae. The record is from RefSeq and is a predicted model, not a curated record. The transcript has a single exon. The coding region runs from base 1 to 561 and encodes 186 amino acids.
AUGAAUUUAAAAAUACAACAGAUACUGCCAGGAUAUGAAUUCACAUUUAAAUCAGUUGAUACUGUUAUUGAUCCUGAUGAAAUCGUCAAUUAUCCAGUCGAAUUUUUAAAUUCUCUUGAUUUACCAGGAAUGCCGCCGCACAAAUUACUAUUGAAAGUUGGUUCUCCAAUUAUAUUAUUAAGAAAUUUAAAUGCCCCAAAAUUAUGCAAUGGCACAAGAUUAGCAAUAACAAAAAUUAUGGGAAACAUUAUAGAGGCAAUUAUUCUGGGUGGAAAAUUCAAAGAUGAUGUUGUUCUUCUGCCUAGAAUACCACUAAUUCCUUCGGAUUCAGUAAUACCUUUUAAAAGACUGCAGUUUCCUAUAAGAUUGGCAUAUGCUAUGACCAUAAACAAGUCACAAGGGCAGACAAUGAACUUUUGUGGUAUAAAUUUAGAAAAUCCGUGCUUUAAUCACGGACAACUAUAUGUUGCUUGCUCAAGAGUAAGAAACCCAAAUAAUUUAUAUAUUUAUACACCAAAUAAUCUCACCAAGAAUAUUGUAUAUCCUUUGGCAUUACAAUAA